GGGAACCUCGAGCGAGCUGCGAGGCGAGGCAGUCAGUCGCUCUCAGCUACGACAUGCAUAACGCAUGAGAGAGCCUGAGCGAGAUCUUUCCGAGCCGUUUUCGUCUCCACUCUCUCGCGCGCGCGCGCGCACGCACGUACACACAGUCUCCUCUCUCUCUCUCUCUCUCACUCACUCGGAUCCUCUCUCGCGCCGCACACUCGCGCGAGAAAAACACGCACGCACACAUACAUACACGUACACACACACGUACACAUGACACACACGCACACGCGACACGCGUAUACACACGCACACGCGCGCGCACAAGCAAGACACCGCGCCGUGAAUCGGCUUGAUACUCUUCUCCCGUGAUCGUGCUCGUCCGGGUCGUCGUCAAGCUCGUGCUCUCCCGUCUUUGCGGAACGACGGGACACCCGAGCCGCGAGUGCCGUCUUCUUCGUGGUCGUGUCACGGCGUCACAGUGAUCGGUCGCGAGUGAUAUUAUAUAUACACGGGAUCGUGCCUCCUGUUCCCGUCUCGUAGGAGCAACGGCAUCAUCGCGGCCAUCACCGGGGUUUCAGUUCGGUGUUGAACGAAACACGGCAAGAAGUGUGGCAAGUUGAAACGACGACGGAUUGCGACCGAUCUUGGUUGGACGCGGUUGUGUUCGAAACGUCGGGACGAGUGGAGUGGACGGAGAUAUAUAUAUACAUAUAUAUCAUUCGCUCCCCUGUGGAGAGAAGAAAAAGAGUAUCAUUUCGUCGUUUCCAUCCGCGGACAAGUAUGGACGAAUCGGUCGCCGCGCGUUCCACGAUGCCUCUUACUCGGGAUUUGGUGCGUAGCCGCGAACGAUGGACUGUGCGUUGAUCCGAAAAGGUCGGUUGUGAGAUCAUCGGUGUCGUGCGCAGAGAGAUUUUCUAUUUCCUUCGCGAAGCCUACGACGACUCGUAAAUCAUUCCCCGUAUAACGUAGAGACACGCGUGGACGAGAGGGAUAAUCGAAAAGGAGGAGGAGGAAGAAGAGGAGGAGGAGGAGGAAGAAGAAAAGAGGAGAGAGAAAGAGGAAAGGGAGAAAGUGGAAAAAGGGAGAAGUGGAAAGGAAGCGGGGGAAAGGGUGCCCUUAGAGGGCAGCCCGAAAGGGGAUCGGAGAUAGGAAGGAAAAUCGAGGUGUGGACGAGCGGAAGUAGAUGGCCGCUACCACGUACAUGCCGAUUAGUAGCGCAGUGUCGUCCGAGCUGGAUGGUGGUUCGGGUACCGCGAUCGGGAUGAAUAUCGCUGUGGGUGGCUACUCCUCGGGCUCGCCUCGCAGCGCCGCCGACGCCGGGGAGAUGAAGUACAUGCCGGCGCCGCAGCAUCACCACCAUCAUCAUCAUCAUCACCAGGUGACGUCGUCCCCGUCGCCGAACGGCCUGUCGCACCCGUCGCCGGCCAGCCUCUCGUCGGCGAACCCCUGGGUGAGCCUGCAGCCGAGCAGCGACCACUGGGCGGCCUCGAUGGGCAUGCACCACACCAGCCACCAUCCGCACCACCAUCCGCACCAGGCGAACGUGGCCGGGCUGGACGUGAAGCCGUCGAUCGCGGCGGCGGCGGCGACCGCGGCCGCCGCGGCGGCCGCCGCCAACGACCAGUCGAUGCAUCACCGCGGAGGGCCUCACCAAUCGCCCGGGAUGGCGUCCCCGCACUCGAGUUGGCACGCGCCCGUCGUGCCCUCGGCCCAUUACAACCCGAGCGGUGGCGCGGCCUCGCCCACCACCCUCCAGCAGUACCACGCGGCGAUGAACGGGAUGCUGCACCCGCACCAUCCCCAGCACCAUCCCCAACUCCACAACCACCAGACGGGGCUGCACCCGAACCUGAGGGAUCCGGGCUCGCCGGUCGGCCACUCGCUUCACCCGGGCCACGCGCACGACAGGGAUCAGAGCGCCGGGGAGGAGGACACCCCGACCUCGGACGACCUCGAGGCGUUCGCCAGACAGUUCAAGCAGCGCCGGAUCAAGCUCGGCUUCACCCAGGCGGACGUGGGCCUCGCGCUCGGCACCCUCUACGGGAACGUGUUCUCCCAGACGACGAUAUGCAGGUUCGAGGCGUUGCAGCUCAGCUUCAAGAACAUGUGCAAGUUGAAGCCGUUGCUGCAGAAGUGGCUCGAGGAGGCGGACUCGACGACCGGCUCGCCGACCAGUAUAGACAAGAUAGCCGCCCAGGGCAGGAAACGGAAGAAGAGGACCUCGAUCGAGGUGUCGGUGAAGGGCGCCCUCGAGCAACAUUUCCACAAACAGCCGAAACCCUCCGCCCAGGAGAUCACCACCCUCGCGGACAGCCUCCAGUUGGAGAAGGAGGUGGUCAGAGUGUGGUUCUGCAACCGACGGCAAAAGGAGAAGAGGAUGACCCCGCCGAACACGCUCGGCGACGGGAUCAUAGAGGGCGUGCCGCCUGGCCACCAAAGCCAGCCUGGCCUCCACCAGGGCUACCAUCCCCAGGACCACCUUCACGGAUCCCCCAUGGGCCACAGCCACAGCCCCCCCAUGCUCAGUCCCCAGGGCCUCACCGCGCACUCGUUGGCGGCCCACUAGCGUUCGCCCGGGCCUCCCCCGUUGGGCCUCUCGAUAACUUCGCAAAACUCGGCGAACAAUCCGGUUUCCUCGCCACCGGAAACGCUCCCUCCGUUUUAUCACCACUACCUGCAGGCGCGCACCGGCAGCUACUCGACCACCUCGUAGUAGACGUGGCCGAGGAGGGAAGAGGAGAGAAGGAAAUGUUGUUUCGCUCCCUAGUCCAACUCACCAGACCGCUACUUCGUCGUACGUCGUCGUCGUCGUCGUCGUCGUGAUCGUGCCGCCCUUGCCGAAGGCUUUCUUUCUUCGUCUCUUGGACGAGGUUCUACAACGGGGAUUACGCAACGAGGCCGAGUCGCGCAACGAGAGAGAAAAGCCGAUCAACGGGGAGGCUCGUGGUGGCGCGAUCGCGAAACGCGCCCGCCCGAAACAAGGAAAAAACAAGGAUAAAUAAAUAAAUGAAUAAAUAAAUAAAUAAGUAAAUAAGUAAAUAAAUAAGUAAGGAAGGAAAGAAGGAAAGGAGGAAGGAAAAACGCUCUUGGAAAUUCGCCUACGAUCGGCUACGAAUCUCAGGGAUAACGCCAACGUGUCGCAGCCGCAGCCGCAGCCGCAGCAGCCGCCACCGCCGCCGUCGCCGAUCAUCGUCUGUUCGUCGAUCGAAUUGACUCUCUCUCUCUCUCUCUCUCUCUUUCUCUCUUCCUUUACUUACCACCCUUUCUCUUUCCCACCCUUUUUGAUUGAUCGGCCAAUUGUUCGAGGAAAUCGGGAAACGAAAAAUCUCGCGGCCCGCGAUCGUCUUGUUUCGUUCUUCUUGUUUCGUCGCCGAGUUUUUAAUCAUACGAUCGCGCGAUAUCCCGGUGUUUGGAAAGUGCGUACAGUUUCUUCGGUUGCUUCGAUCCGUCCGUCUGUUCGCUCCUCGUUUUGUUGGUUCAUUGUUCGAAACAAGAGGAAGAAGAAGAGGAGGAAGAAGAGGAAGAAAAAGAAGAAGAGGAGGAGGAGGAUAAAAAGGGACGUUGAACGUCUGAUCGUGUAUAAUUCGUCGUCGUCGUCGUUGUUGUUCUCGUUUACGACGGUGCAAAAAUACGAAAGGAGGAGAAAUGGUGCGAGGAACGCUGUUGUGCGCAUAUAUCGUAUAUAUCGACGAACGCGAUCCCGUCGCGGACGGGAGACCGACGGACGGAUAUGUGGCUAUAUGCCCGAGGAAAAUUAAAGGAAACGCAGCCAGAGGCGAAGAGCGGUGUACGUUCGCGUGGGAUUUGUUCGAAGCAAACCCGCCGGAUGAUGUAACAUAAGUAAAUAUGGACUGUAAAUAAUGUACUAGAUAAAGCUAGUAAGUUAAGUGAGAGCGCGCAUCGUCGUCGUCUUCUUCUUCGUCGUCGUCGUCGUCGCCGUCGUCGCCGCCGCCGCCGUCGCUGUCGUCGUCGUCGUCGUCGUCGUCGCCGCCAUCGUCGUCGCCAUCGUCGUCAUCGUAAUCGUCGUCGUCGUCGUCGUCGUCGUCCACGUCGUCGUCCACGUCGUCGCCGUCGCCGUCGUCUUCGCGAUGGUGGUGAUGGUCAUCGUCGUCGUCGUCAUCAUCGUCAUCAUCGUCGUCAUCAUCGUUCUCCUCGUCGUCGUCGUCGCCGUCGCCGUCGCCGAUCUCGAACGAGUCGGAUCGAGUUUUCGACUCGAUCGGAGACGAAGACAGAGAGGAAAGGAAAAGAAAAGAAAAGAAAAGGAGAAGGAGGUGUGUGGAGCGAGGGAAUAAAUGAUGCGGCGCGACCAAGUGCGUGAGAGGAGAAAAAGAAAAAAAAAAAAAGGAGAAAAGAAAAAAAAAAGUAAAGACAAAACCGAUUGAUCGCAAUCCUGAGAGGGACAGGACACGCGUGAGAAACGGGGGAAAAAGAGGCACGCGUGUCGGGAAAGAAUCGUGUGCUGAGAAAGAAUCCUAAGCGACAACCAGACAGAACUCCCUUGCAAUGAAAAAACCCCUUCUGUGUAUAAAGACUUACAGAUUUGUCUCGUAUCGUCCUGCUGCAAGCGAUCGUUCCAGUGUCCUGUCGCAGCCAGGCAUCGUGUCAGUGUGGAAAUGCAUAAUUACAAUAGAAUUUACGGUAUAAGUUGUGUUAAAUCAAUGUUAAUCGCUGUAGCGAAGUGGGGUAUUACAAUAAAUACAUUAUUUUAUGUAAA
Messenger RNA from Apis mellifera (honey bee), 4699 nucleotides. It is a transcript of the gene vvl, whose product is annotated as POU domain protein CF1A. The record is from RefSeq and is a predicted model, not a curated record. Bases 1169 to 2551 code for a protein of 460 amino acids. Gene Ontology annotation, biological process: regulation of transcription by RNA polymerase II; brain development. Gene Ontology annotation, molecular function: DNA-binding transcription factor activity, RNA polymerase II-specific; RNA polymerase II cis-regulatory region sequence-specific DNA binding. Lineage: Eukaryota; Metazoa; Arthropoda; Insecta; Hymenoptera; Apidae. The transcript has 2 exons. Gene Ontology annotation, cellular component: nucleus.